Pleurotus ostreatus (oyster mushroom) is the source of this 807-nucleotide messenger RNA. RefSeq lists its product as uncharacterized. The transcript has 5 exons. Bases 1 to 807 code for a protein of 268 amino acids. The record is from RefSeq and is a predicted model, not a curated record. Lineage: Eukaryota; Fungi; Basidiomycota; Agaricomycetes; Agaricales; Pleurotaceae.
AUGACGCAGAAGAGUGUGAACAAGGAACGCUUCGCGGAGGCGACCAAGAGCAAUAUAUCAAUCCCAUCUCAAACACGGGCAGCGCAUCGGAAGGCUGGCGACGGUGACAUGACGUCUUCAAGUCUAGAAUCGAUUCAAGGGAAAUUGCGCGAAGUUGCUCGAUCAGCCCUCGCCUUGGAUAACAAGGCAAAGGAAACCACAAAGGACGGAUCCCCCUUGAGACAGUUCGCAAAUGAUGCCUGUCGAUUUGUUUACGCUGUCGUGACAGUAGCAAAAGUCCAUCAAGACGCGAGAUGUACCGUCCCCGGAUACAUCUUCGGCUUUCUUGAAGAGAUAUCAAAGACUAUCAACAUUGCAAAGCUGUUCGCCAGCCGCCAUGUCUUCUCUCGAUGGUUGCUUUGCUGGCAGAACAAAAGCACUAUUGCGACCUACACAGCUCAGCUCCAGAAUGCUUUAAACCGUCAUGGAGGACCAAGAAAUAACAUGGCUAAUGCCAUCAACGACAUCGUUGACGACGAUGGUGCUAUUCGUGAUGCGCUUGGAGAAUAUCUUUCCCCGGCAGGCAUUGCGCCCUCCAGUCCGGCUGCUCCUGUUCCUUCCGCCGACUUCAUCGGUAACGGCUCGAUGUCAAUCCGGCACCUUGACGGCGAUUGGAUCGUCAACAACUGUACUAUCAACAGGCGCACCGAGAAUUCCGGGAACAUCACGAACAUCCGGGUGGCAAAUUCGAACAAUACCUGGUCGCGUCCUGGAGAUAGACAGAGGAGAUACCGUGCGCAAGGUGGAGGGGGAGGAAGUCGCGCAUAA